Messenger RNA from Tribolium castaneum (red flour beetle), 1454 nucleotides. RefSeq lists its product as uncharacterized. Lineage: Eukaryota; Metazoa; Arthropoda; Insecta; Coleoptera; Tenebrionidae. The transcript has 8 exons. The record is from RefSeq and is a predicted model, not a curated record. Bases 16 to 1260 code for a protein of 414 amino acids.
GUGAUAACGAUAAGAAUGAGGAUUUUUAACCGUGAUAAAGUGUGCAGUCGUGAUAAUAUUGAUUUUGCAUCAUGUUCAGCUGUGAUUAAUAAAAUGAACGAAUGGCUCCGUAAUCUUUACGAUACACGAUGUUGGUGUAAUCUCAAACUUACGGGAAAUAUUAUUGGAUGGCUCGGAGUUAUUUAUCGAAGUGUCGCGAUUAUCGCUCUAGCGAUAUACAUUGCAGAAUUGCCAAAAGAAGCACAUGUUUACACAAUUCUUUUCAGCCUGCUCCUAGCUUAUUGCUUUGUGUCUCUGAUUGCAAACUUUACACUUCUGGUGGGAAUUAACAAACAAUGCCACAGAUAUCUUGUGCUUUAUAUCGGCGUUUUGGGAGCCGAAGUUUGUAUUAUUGUAAUCCUUCUAGUUGCGGGAAUUAUACUCUUUUCAAAGAUAAACACUCCCAAUAUUCUGGCAUAUUUCAUUCCUUGCGGAGUAGUAUUUCUAGCGAUUCUGUGCUUGAAAGAUGUGGUUCUGGAAAUAGAGCCAGAGAUCGUCCAUUUGGGCGAGGACUCGACGUUGAGAUGCAGCUACGACCUGGAAGAUGCACCACUUUACUGCGUCAAGUGGUACAGAGGCCGGCACGAGUUCUACAGAUACACACCCAAAGAGCACCCCAGCACGAAAAUAUUCCCUUUUACGGGGAUACACGUCGACCUAAAGCAAUCGGAUGAGAAGCAGGUGGUCCUGAGGGAGGUGGGGUUCAGCCUCUCUGGAAAGUUUACAUGCGAAGUGACCACAGAUGCGCCCCUCUUCUCCACAGCGGCUGUCUCCAAAGACAUGCUAGUUGUUGUUUUACCCAAUCAAGAGCCUACGCUUGUCACCGAAAAAACAUCCUAUGAUAACGGGGAUGUGUUGCGAGCUAAUUGCACAUCGCCACCCUCGCGACCUGCAGCCACACUCACUUUCAUGCUCAACAAUAAAGUGGUGUGCGAAAAGUGUGCAACUCGCAAACAUGCCACGCAAGAGUUGUGGUGGAGCGAACUGUCGCUCGAACUUCCUCUUUUUCCGUCUCAUUUCAACAGCGAUAGGAUUACGCUCAAGUGCAUCGCAAGAAUCGGGAAGAUUUACGAAAGGGACGUCCAGGUCACAAUGCCCAACACGAGCAUGAAAGACCCGAUACCAGCACGAGUCACACAGAGUUCAGCUGGGAGCCACUACAUCAAAACCUUCAACGUAAUAAAUAUCUUAUACCUAUUAUUGUUUAUUUCCGUGUCUUAAGACUGUUCUGUUGAGGUGUCUUUAGUUGUAAUAACUGUAAGGAAUUUACUAUAAUUGUGAUGAAAUUUGCUGCAACUAGUCGUUUAGAGGGUCGUAUCUAAAUUUUGUAUGAUUUCGACGAGGAUAUACCAUUGUAAGCGACGUUUUUGAAAUGGAUGGAUGUUGAAAAGUAAAUAAAUAUAUUAUCUAUUUCC